CUGAUGCCUGGCUCUGAUUGGCUGCGCGCUGCCAGAAGGCGGCCGGCUGCCGGGUCCUGGGUCCCGAGCUCCGCUCACUGGCGCGAGAUGCCCGUUCUGUCCGCCUGAGCGCGCUGGCGCCGAGGUGAGACGACGGGCGCACUGGCCGGCAUGGAGCGUGAGGAGAAGACGGGCGGUGGGCGGCCGGAGGUCCGGCCCACGCACAGCAUCGUCUGGAGGAACGUCGCGCUGAUGAGUUUGUUGCACCUGGGCGCCGUGUACUCGCUGAGCCUCGUCCCGUACGCCCAGCCGCUGACCUGGCUCUGGGCUUAUAUUUGUUUUCUGAUAACGGCCCUCGGAGUGACAGCUGGUGCACAUCGUUUAUGGAGCCAUCGGUCUUACAAGGCAAAACUGCCACUACGGAUGUUCUUGGCUGCUGCCAACUCCAUGGCUUUUCAGAAUGACAUCUACGAGUGGUCUCGGGAUCACCGGGUACAUCACAAAUACUCAGAAUCCAAUGCUGACCCUCACAAUGCCACUCGUGGGUUCUUCUUUUCUCAUAUCGGCUGGCUGUUUGUUCGUAAGCACCCGGACGUGGCAGAAAAAGGAAAGAAGCUGGAUGUCAGUGACCUUCUUGCUGAUCCUGUUGUUGUGUUCCAGAGAAAGUAUUACAAGACGUCUGUUUUAAUCAUGUGUUUCUUAAUGCCAACUUUUAUCCCCUGGUACUUCUGGGGGGAAAGUCUCUGGAAUUCAUAUUUCCUGGCUUCCAUUCUUCGAUACACCAUCUCUCUGAAUGUCACAUGGCUGGUAAACAGUGCUGCCCACAUGUAUGGAAACAGACCCUAUGACAAGAACAUCAGUCCAAGAGAAAACAGAUUUGUGACUUUUGGAGCACUUGGGGAAGGAUUCCACAACUAUCACCAUACAUUUCCAUUUGACUACUCAACAAGUGAGUUUGGAUUUCGGCUGAACCCGACAACGUGCUUUAUUGAUUUCAUGUGUUGGCUGGGCCUGGCAAGUGAUCGAAAAAGAGCCACAAAGCAAAUGAUUGAAGCACACAAAAUGAGGACUGGAGAUGGAAGUGCUUGAAAAGAAAUGGUCUCAAAUUCCAAGCAGAGUUUUCAUAUAUUUAAGUUUGUUGUUACUUUGACUUGGAUAUAUAGUCAUUGCAUUCCAAGCUUCUGACAAUGAUGCAUUUUGCUUUAUGGCCUUUUCACUUUGUUUCUCAAGUUAAUUUGAGUUCUUGAGUAAGUGUGUUGACUAUAUUCUACUGACUGCAAAAAGCCCUGCUUAAUCUGCCACCAGUGGUUUAAUGUAAUAAAUGACCCUUGUUUAAAGGGUACAUUGUAUUUCUUGCAUUGACCUCAGGAGAUUUGGGUUAAAUAAUGGAUCUAUGAAUCGGGCUUGUGAAAUUAUCCCCACUCUGGCAAGCUGAAUUAAUGUUCUUGCAAUAAAAUAAAUGUUUGGGCUUGAAGUGAUUAAAUUUGCAAGAUGUCCAUGUUGGUGGUGUUGAUAUUUGGUAUUUUACUUUAUUCAAAUCAAUGUGACCUUUGUAAUAGAAAGUAGUUGUUCAGGAGAAAAUGAGUGGUUUUGGUACUUUGCUGUCGAAGUGUAAGUGAUUAAGAUUUUUUAUUUAAUUUCAAGCAAGUUUUAUUUACUUCUAGUAUGGUGAUGAAUUGGAAAACUGCUGUGAUUUUUAGAUAAUAUGUGAUAAGGAGGGAUAAAGGUUAAAAUAUUUUUCUAUGAGGUUCAUCAGAUGUGGCAGAUAUUGUGUUUUAGGAAGAUAUUAAUAGCUAUUAAUCUUUUUGAGACCAAAUCAUGUAAUAAGUGUAUAUUUUACAUUAUUGAGGGUGUGGGUUUUCCAUGAAGAAUUGGGUCUCAUGCAUGUGCAGACAAAUGAAUCAGGAUCAGCAGGAAAUUGCUUUGCUCAUUGGUAAGAAGUCAACACAGAAUUAACAAACUACAAGAUACAAGAAACAUUACAAAACUUUCAUAUAAUGUUUUAAAAACUCCUGUGACUUAAAUUUAACUUUUUGACUCCUCUAUCAUCUGUUGUUUGUGCAUUAGAUUUCAAAAAUUAAAAAUCAAAACAGCUCCAAAAACAUCACCCAGCGGUGUUUUCAGAAACACCGCAGAAAUGGUUUUGAAAGGGGUGAUAAACGCACACACAACAAAAGAGAUUUAAUUAACGAAAAUUAUAACUAAACUUUUGCCUUUAAUAUUUUAAGCUAUUGAAAGGAAAUUGCAAUGGUUUUGUUACCAGUGAGCUAGAUGCUGUUCAGACUGUGAAAGAGAGCUGAGGAGGUUACUGAGAAGAGGGAAGAUGAAGUGCAAGCAGGAGAUACAUGUAUAGUAAUAUAAACCAAGCACUGUCAUAAUGCUUUAUAAUAGCUUGGCAAAGAUCCAUUUGUCCUUGGUGACUGUAAAGCAUUGUAGUGUUUAAUCAAGUAUGAAGACUUUGACAAGAUCCUGUGAUCGAUGUAAUGAACCAUAUCUAUUGAGUUCAUUCUAAUAGAUGCACUUAUUUAAUUCACUCAUCUUUUAUAUUGUGACAGAACUACACCUGGGUAAUCAGCAGUUCCUUCUUCGAGUUAAAUUGCCUUAGUAAUGAGUUAGGUGAUCCAUCUACUACUCUUUGUGUUUUACUCAUGAUAAAUCAGCAUACUACACCAAAUAUUUCUCUUGCAUCUGAAUAAACCAAAGUUUGACCUUGUCAUUAUAAAUGGAUUUGAACAUAGUUUGAUAAGUUAAGGUGAAGUUAGCAUACUGAAAUUGAAAACAAAAAGGUCAUCAACUUUAAAGAGUAAAUAUUAAUGAAAUCCAUUUUAAAAGCUUAAUUCGUAUGUCAAACAACUCUGAUCACAGCUUUUAAGAGGCAAAACUAUAAGUUGCCUGCUUCUCACAAGAGACCAAAUGUCUUUCAAAGACAAUAUUGGGAAUGAACUUGCUGAGCAUAUAAUUGCUUUCACUUGUGGGUUCAAUUGUGACUUUAACCUAGAAUGUGGGAAAGCAAUAUUUUGUGACAACUAGACACCUUAUUGCUUGCCCUGUAAUCAAUAUAGAGUAGGUUUAAAUUCUAAGUUUUCUGCCAGAACCAAGUUAAACUUGGUGCUCUUCUAUUAGGAAGGAGAAAAUUGGCUUAGGGUUCCCACUUGGAAUUGUUAUUCUGUAAGUCCUGUUAAAGUACAAGUACAUGGAAUAGUUGAUGUUCUCAUGGUCAAAUUACCCACUGGGUUUAUUAACAAGGUAAUCACACAUACAUUUUUCAGCAGCAUAUUCUGGUAAUUCCUUUAACAUCUUUUCAAUUAGUGACAUUUCAGCUUUGGGACUUUUCUUUAGCACUGGUUCAGUCCUCUGCUCUGGGCAUGGUGAUGGAUGUCUGGAAGACUAAUAAUGUGAUAGCAUUGGUUUUAAAGGAGAAAUAGAUGGACUGAGCAUGAAGAGGAAUUUCUUAGCCAGAGGUUGGUGAAUGUAUUUAAUUCAUUGCCACAGAUGGCUUUGGAGACCAAGUCACUGGGUAUAUUUAAAAUGGGUAUAUUUAAAAUGGUUCUUGAUUGGUAAGGGUGUCGAAGGUUACAGAAAGAAGGCAGGAGAGUUGGGUCAAGGGGGAUGAUAAAUCAGCUGUGAAGAAAUGGUAGAGCAGAUUCAAUGGGCCAGACGGCUUAAUUCUUCUCCAAGGUCUUGUGGUCUAGCAAAUUCAAGGGAAUCAUUGUCAAAUUAUUGGAAAAUAUCAAUAUAAUUCAGAUUAGGAAUGUAUAGAUUAAUAAGGGACAGCUAGCAUAGAGGAGUUAGGUUGUGUUUGAAGAAAUAUAUGGAAAUGAAUGAUAAUUUAUGAAGAUAUGAUAAGGAGGGUCAAUGAGAUAGAACAUUUGAAUGUAGUCUACAUAGAUUUUUAGUAAGUCAUUUGCCAAAGUCCUGUGUGGCAAAUUGAUAGGAAAUUGAGAGCAUGUGAUAUCUGGUGGGAUAGUGGCAAGCUAGAUUAAAACAUUUUGUCCGUAGGAAAACUGUGUGCUGUGAGUUUCUGCAGAGCUCUAUACAAUCCCCUUGCUUAGUUUUUUGGGAUAAUACAUUAAUAAUUGCUGAUUGAAAUAUAAAAACUAUGAUUUAACAUUUGCAAUUGAUGCUAAGGUUGGCAUUGUGAUUGACAGUGAGGAAGAGAGCUCAAGACUAUAGUUGGUUGACUUAAGGCAUAUAUUGUGUAUCCAGCUGAUGCAUGGAAUGUAAAAGUAGAGGUUAUAUCAGAAUUGUAUAAAGCUCUAAUUAGGCUCUGGCAGCAUGGUAUUGUGUGUAGUUAUUCACCAGAUUACAGAAUUAUAGUUGAGAAGUACCUCACUUCUCAACUUGUACAACAUUAUGAGAUGGCUAAACAAGGAUGAAUACAGAUUUGUUUUGCUUGGCAGUGUGCUCUACAAGAGUACAUAGAUUCCCUGGGGCAACAUAGUAGUGUAGUGUUUAGCAUAAUGCUUUACAACACCAGUGAUUCGGGUUUAAUUCCACUGCUGACUAAGGAGUUUGUACAUUCUCUACAUCAUUGUGUAUAUUUCUUCCGGGUGCCUCAGUUUCCUCCCACAUUGUCAAAGGCACACUGUAGGUUUGGUCACAUGUGUUUAACUGCACAGUGUGGACUCAGGCCAUGCUGUAUAUCUAAAUAAAAAUAACCAGAUGGUCAAAGAAUUGGAGGGUGGGGGGGAGAAUGCUAGAAAAUGUCAUCCCAAGCAAAUUAGGGGGUGUGGAACUUGCUGCCUACAAGGUGGUGGAAGCAACAGUAAUCACCACUGUUGGAAGUUACCUGGAAGAACACUUGAAGCUUGACCUGAUAGGUAGUGGAUCACUGCUGGCCAGGGUAGACAUGGUGGAUUGAAUGGCCAUCUCUGUAAAUUCCUGUAACUUGUGACUUGCUUCCCAAGUUUUUAUUGACAGUCCACAAUCUCGGGCCAUCUUCAGAAUAUAGGGUAUACUUCUGAUGUUGGUGUGUGUGACAACGAAUUGUAGAAAGAUUUUUUAAAUGUAAUUUUCAAAUAUAUUUCUUUAAAACUAACUAUGGCAACUGAUGCUGAAUUGUACAUAAUUCUAAGAAAGGUAGAUACUAUAAUCAAUCUUUAUUUGGAAUAUUUAAUGAACUGUGAAUAUAUUUGAACUUCAUUGGUUUUAUUUUGCUAUAACUAAGAGGUUAUUGGCAUCAAAUAAUGUCCCACAUUCAUUUUGGAGAAGAAUCCCUUGUGGAUGCAUUCCUGGGACUUCGAUCCAACCCUAGUUUACAGCAACCUGUUCGUAAUAGUGCAUGUUUGCACAAUUCUGUAAGAAGACACAAACCAGUUUUAAACUUGUGUACUCCUAAUGUUAGAUCUUGACAAAAGCUAGGGGUUAUUGGUUAUUAAUAUUUUCAAUCCAUCAACUACCAAACAUUUGCCAAAAUAACAGGAAAGGGGAAGAUGAAUGAAAGCAAAAGUCUCAUAACUAGAAUUGAUAUGACUCCCUAAAGCACUAUUCUGCUCAGUCUUUUGGAAUAUAUAUAUAUAUAUAUAUAUAUAUAUAUAUAUCUAUAUACACUAAUAUUCUAAGCAGGUGUCAGGUUUGAUUUAGUUAGGAUGUAGUGGUGUUUAUCAUUUCUGAUUCCCACAAAGAAGAAAAAACACAAAACUUGACAAGUGUGAGGGCUGUAUUAUGUUUUAGACUAUUUACAACUAUUUUGUAAAAGAAAACAAUACUAAACUCAAUUAAAAUUGAAAAUGCUGCCCAACUAGUGUUAUAUAGCAUCUUAUCAAAUUAUCUCUCCCACAUCCAACUUCUGCGUAGUGUUGUAUAUCUCAUCUGAACCAAAUCCUAAAGGGUUAUCUCACUGGAAAUGGCCUGGACAAGGACCUGGUAAAAUCUGAACUAGCUACUUACAUAAUCACAGAACACUGGAUCUAGAAUUUGUGUAUUUAUUUAUUGCCAUAAUCAUAGGAGUAUGAAACUCUUGGGAGAGAAUAGUGAACUUUUGAGGCCAUUUCUUGGAUGGAAAUUUAGAAUUCUGUUCUACGAAUACAGAAAUUAAAAGUAAAGUAGCCAGAAGUAAAACUGAUAUUAACUCAACUCAUUUGUUGAAGUAAAUAUUGUGUGCAUAUUAUAGAGUUUAAUGCUUUCUCAUUGAAUUAAUUGUAGAAUUCAAAACAACUUAAAAUAAAUGCUGCUAAUUUGC
Hypanus sabinus (Atlantic stingray) is the source of this 6160-nucleotide messenger RNA. Its product is annotated as stearoyl-CoA desaturase 5-like. The transcript has 5 exons. Gene Ontology annotation, molecular function: oxidoreductase activity, acting on paired donors, with oxidation of a pair of donors resulting in the reduction of molecular oxygen to two molecules of water. Gene Ontology annotation, biological process: lipid metabolic process. Bases 151 to 1068 code for a protein of 305 amino acids. The record is from RefSeq and is a predicted model, not a curated record. NCBI's taxonomy places the organism in Eukaryota, Metazoa, Chordata, Chondrichthyes, Myliobatiformes, Dasyatidae.